Pseudomassariella vexata is the source of this 1184-nucleotide messenger RNA. Its product is annotated as peptidase S8/S53 domain-containing protein. The record is from RefSeq and is a predicted model, not a curated record. Bases 1 to 858 code for a protein of 285 amino acids. The transcript is spliced from 6 exons. NCBI's taxonomy places the organism in Eukaryota, Fungi, Ascomycota, Sordariomycetes, Amphisphaeriales, Pseudomassariaceae. Gene Ontology annotation, biological process: proteolysis. Gene Ontology annotation, molecular function: serine-type endopeptidase activity.
AUGGCUGGCAAUUACAUCGUCAAGCUCAAGGAGGGGUUCAGUACUGCAGUGACCGAUCAUGUCUACACCAUCAAGGGUUUCAAGAGGCUCUCUCUGGAGGCUGUCCAGAACCAUGCUGAUGUAACUCCUUGGGGUAUUGCUCGCAUAACGCAUCGGGCGGUGGGAAGCAUUACCUACGUGUACGACAGCAGUGCUGGCGCGGAAACAUGCGCCUAUGUCAUCAACACUGAAAUCUACACGGCCCACUCGCGCAACGACCACGAUAUCCACGUGUCUGGAACUACAGGUGGCACCACCUCCGGUGUUGCAAAGCAGACCAAGCUAUACACUGUCAAGGUGCCAGACGCUUAUGGUUCGGGAACGAACUCGGGUGUCAUUGCUGGCAUGUACUUUGUCACAACUGACUGGCAUACGCGAUCUUGCCCCAACGGCACUGUUGCCAAUACGUCGCUCGGCGGCGCUGCCUCCCUCGCCGUGAACACCGCAGCCGCCAAAAUGGUCGGUGCUGGCGUCUUCCUGGCCGUCGCCACUGGCAACAAUAACGCCAACGCCUGCACUAUCGGUGCUACAACAUCGGCCAACGCCCGAGCCAGCUACUCCAGCUACGGUGCCGUCUUCGACAUCUUCGCCCCAAGCUCCAGCAUUCUGAGCUCCUGGAUCGACAGCACUGCGGCUACCAACAACAUCUCCGGUACGUCGAUGUCCCCCACUUCCUUGAGCUCGUACAUGCAAAACAUUGAAACCUCAGAUGCCUCUACUGGCAUUCCGUCCGGCACCGUCAACCUCCUUGCUUUGAACAGUAACCCUUCCGGCUCAGCAAUGGAAAAACUAGCCCGGUCAGUUUUCUACAAGACAUGAAGUCCAACAAUUGACGACGACGAUGGGUGUUUGCGUAGAUUAUUUGGAUUCACGCAGUCCUGCCACGAGUGAUAUCCACGUUGCAAUUCUGACAGGUGGUGGUCAGCAACUGCUUCUGUUUAUAGCCACAUGAUAUGCUCGGAUGCUGCAAUACUCCAAUGAUGGGGUAAUAUGUAGCACAAGUCAGGCUGAUUUGUUUGGUUAAGCGUGUUGCAACAAAACCUGUCAUGAACCAGUUGUGAGCUUGACUAUAGCGCCUACGAGGAUUCUCCUGCCCGUGGUCUUCGGCAUAGAGUUUGGUCGUUUAUGUCGAAAAUAGCCUUUGC